AUGUCGAAGCGAGUUGCCGACAAGCCUUUGGAUUAUGAUAAUUGGGAUGCUCCAGAUGAACCCGUUAAGCCCGGUGUUUUUGAAAAAGCUGACGAGGCUACCAUAAAGGCUCGGAAUAUUAUAAUCGCCAGAAGGAAGUCUGGUCAACCCAUUGCUCAGUCCAGGCGCGGCCUCUUUAAAACUCUUGAUGUUUUUGGGUCCCCUCAAUCCACACCAUCUCCCACUCUCUUCAUUACAUCUUCUAAAUCGGAAUCCCAGAAUGAUGUUUACCUGGCAAAACUGGCAGUCCUUAACAAAGAGGUGUCAGCAUGGAUCUCGAAGCAUGUUGCGGCGGAUCCUUACUGCAUCUUAACUCCCAUAUUUGACGAUUACGCUAAGCACCUCUCCUCGAUCGAAUCACCAGCAAGUGACACAAUAACUGAGAAACAAGCAACCCAGUCCACUGCUGCCCCAGCCCCUAUCUCCACCUCGGCGGGGGGAUGCGUUGCACCGGAAGCUGCGGUCCCGCCGAUUCAACCUGUCACAACAGCAGCAACAACAACCACUACCAAUGGAUUUAGCUUCAAGUUUCAGACGACGACAACCACUGAGUCAGUCGUUUCGAGACCACCCCUUUUCCAGUUUGGAUUAGCGUCAACAACUAGUUCGAAUAGCACUUCCCCAAAUACGCAAAUGUUUUCCUUCGCUUCUGCCCCAGUAAAGCAGGCAGAAAAUUCAGAUUCCGCUACCACCACUAACGCUGCACUUGGGAUUGAUCAAGGUGAUGAGGAAGAGUACAUUCCUCCGAAACCUGAGGUGAGGGAAAUCAAGGAGGAAGGUUCUGUUUACACAGUCAGAUGCAAACUCUUUUACAAAAAGGCCGAUCAGUGGACUGAACGAGGCCUAGGAAAUCUUCAUAUUAUCCCCUCUAGUGACGAAAAGUUUCAACUUCUCGUUCGAGCUGACACUAAUUUGGGAAAUAUACUUCUAAAUAUAAUGGUAACAAAGGAUAUUCCAAUGCAGCUGCAGAAAAAUAACAUCACUUUCGCCUGUGUGCCCUCCCCACCACUACCAGGAAAUUCAAAAACGAAGGAGGGAGAGGAUGCAGCUUCACCUCCCCGACCUGUCCCGAUGCUCAUUCGCGUUAAGAGUCCUGAGGCUGCUGAGAACCUGCUUGCCGAGAUAGAUAAGCACCGUGGGAAAAAAUGA
Messenger RNA from Hydatigera taeniaeformis, 1188 nucleotides. Lineage: Eukaryota; Metazoa; Platyhelminthes; Cestoda; Cyclophyllidea; Taeniidae. The record is from the annotation of a GenBank genome assembly.